UUCAGUCAUAGAAUCUUCGCUCUGUGGCGGGCUGUUCGUAGUGAGGCAUCUCGCACAAGGAGGAUCUCAGGUUAUCGUCAGGAUGGCAGCAGGCAGCGUGUGGAGGUCACUGGUGAGCCAGGUGAUGGGCGGAGCCAACAGGAGGCCGGCUGUCUCUUCCUUCUCCAGAGGGAUGCAGACGGUGACUCUGAUUCCAGGAGACGGCAUCGGCCCGGAGAUUUCUGCCGCCGUUGUCAAGAUCUUUGAUGCCGCUAAGGCUCCGGUCCAAUGGGAGGAGAGGAACGUGAUGGCCAUCAAGGGACCCGGAGGGAAGUGGAUGAUCCCUGCAGACGCCAAAGAGUCCAUGGACCGCAGCAAGAUCGGCCUAAAAGGUCCUCUGAAGACCCCCAUCGCCGCCGGUCAUCCAUCCAUGAACCUGCUGCUCAGGAAGACCUUUGACCUCUACGCCAACGUGCGUCCCUGCGUCUCCAUCGAGGGCUACAGGACGCCGUACACAGACGUGGACCUGGUCACCAUCCGGGAGAACACGGAGGGCGAGUACAGCGGCAUCGAACACGUGAUCGUGGACGGCGUCGUUCAGAGCAUCAAGCUGAUCACGGAGGACGCCAGCAGACGCAUUGCGGAGUACGCCUUCGAGUACGCCCGGAACAACCAGAGGAGCAGCGUGACGGCCGUCCACAAGGCCAACAUCAUGCGCAUGUCGGACGGGCUGUUCCUCAGGAAGUGUCGGGAAGUGGCCGAGAACUUCAAGGACGUGAAGUUCACAGAGAUGUACCUGGACACCGUGUGCCUCAAUAUGGUUCAGGACCCGACCCAGUUCGAUGUCCUGGUCAUGCCCAACCUGUACGGAGACAUCCUCAGUGACCUGUGUGCUGGUUUGAUUGGAGGACUGGGAGUCACUCCUAGUGGGAACAUCGGUGCCAACGGAGUCGCCAUCUUUGAGUCGGUGCACGGAACCGCCCCAGACAUCGCGGGCCUGGAUCUGGCCAACCCGACCGCCCUGCUGCUCAGCGCCGUCAUGAUGCUGCGCCACAUGGGGCUGCACCAACACGCCGCCAAGAUCCAGACGGCGUGCUUCGACACCAUCAAGGAGAAGAAGGUGCUGACCAAGGACUUAGGAGGAAACUCUAAGUGCUCCGAGUUCACCACAGAAAUCUGCCGUCGAGUCCAAGACCUGGACUGAAACCAGAGUGUGAAGGGCGGGGCUCCGUGACCCCCCUCCUCCUCUCGGAGGGGGUGGGGCUCCGUGACCCCCCCUCCUCCUCGCGG
This is a messenger RNA of Poecilia latipinna (sailfin molly), 1269 nucleotides long. RefSeq names its product isocitrate dehydrogenase [NAD] subunit alpha, mitochondrial. NCBI's taxonomy places the organism in Eukaryota, Metazoa, Chordata, Actinopteri, Cyprinodontiformes, Poeciliidae. Gene Ontology annotation, cellular component: mitochondrion. Gene Ontology annotation, molecular function: isocitrate dehydrogenase (NAD+) activity; magnesium ion binding; NAD binding. Bases 83 to 1183 code for a protein of 366 amino acids. The record is from RefSeq and is a predicted model, not a curated record. The transcript has 11 exons. Gene Ontology annotation, biological process: tricarboxylic acid cycle; isocitrate metabolic process.